CGUCAGUUGCCGUAUUGACUAGUGUAGUGCGAUCCACCAUAGCUGUCAGUUGACGAUUUUUUUUGUGGAUAGCCGAGAGGACGAGAGGCAGUGCGGUUGGUGCCCGUGCGAGCUCAAGAGAGUUUCCGUGGGUCUCGUGCAAAAAGGAGAAAGAGGAAACUCGGAGAAGGAGUGAGAAACAAGCGGUGCGUUAGAAGCCGCCGUCGACAGUCAAUCGACAAAUACGGUCGAGUCAUCGCGGCGUUUUUCCCGCCGGAUUUUCGCGAGCACAGGCAGGCGCUAACGAUUCCAGCAGUUUUAUAUUCAGCCGUUCGGUCGUUCGGAUGUGUUGCUAGUGUAUAUAUCACGUGUAAAUACCGACUCCUCCCCGCCGUACAUACAUACGUGCGUGCGUGCGUGUGUGCGUGAAUGCGCGUGUGCUUAUCGUUCAGUGUCUCGGGAUCAAGGAAUAGGAUCUAGACGAGACGCGUACAUAAUAUCCGCGGAAAGUGUGUGUGUGAUAAAUAUACAGGAGAAGAGAGGAAGAGAUAUUGUACGGCAAGACGUAGUCGAGAAGAGAAGAGGAAGAUGAGCAAGACGUGCGCUCGCUGUGAGAAGACGGUCUAUCCGAUCGAAGAGCUCAAAUGCCUCGACAAGAUAUGGCACAAGCAAUGUUUCAAGUGCCAGGGCUGCGGUAUGACCCUGAAUAUGCGGACGUACAAAGGUUUCAACAAACAACCAUAUUGCGAGGCACACAUACCAAAAGCCAAAGCUACCACGAUGGCGGAGACACCGGAGCUAAAGCGUAUCGCGGAGAACACGAAGAUACAGAGUAAUGUGAAAUACCAUGCUGAGUUUGAGAAGGCGAAGGGAAAAUUUACGCAGGUAGCGGACGAUCCAGAGACUCUCAGAAUCAAGCAGAACAGUAAGAUAAUCUCGAAUGUCGCUUAUCACGGCGACCUCGAGAAGAAGGCGAUCAUGGAGCAAAAGAGGACAAUGACGGGAGAAAAUGGCGAACAAAUUGAAUAUGUAGAGUACACAGACGGUACGAUCGCCCCUGCAUCGAGUUUAAACGCCAAUCCGCCGCCUCCAAGAACGGCGAAUUCGCCGGUACAGAGGACACCAGGUAGGAUCGCUGAUUACGAUCCCCUUAGUGAACCGAGGCCGAGUCCUUAUUCCGCAAGGCAAGCUGCCACUACUGUCAUUUACACGAGCGAUAAGGGACCAGUGACGAAUCCACCGACACGAAAAAUCGGCUCUGUUGCUGACAUCGAUCCAGUAAACGAAUAUUACGGAUCGUUAACGCCAGCCACAACAAUAAACAAUAAUCAGCAUCAACUUCAGCAUCAACCGCCACCACCGCCCCCUAAUGUUGGGAGAGUGUACAGAGCGAUGUAUGACUACGAGGCUCAAGACCUUGAUGAAGUGAGUUUUUGCGAUGGCGAUUUGAUUAUCAAUUGCACAGCCGUCGACGAGGGAUGGAUGACCGGAUUGGUGCAGCGUACAGGGCGACACGGCAUGCUACCUGCUAAUUAUGUUGAACCGGCGCAGAUUUAAAUAUUCGUUUUUCAUAUCGAGCUUCUAUUCGCUAACUAACUAUUAUCGUUAUUUAGAUCGCAACGCGCUUAAUCGGUGCGUUUUGAAGGAAAAGACAGUAAAAAAAAAAUGCGCGAUACAAUACUCGAGGUAAUGCUUCUAUCCAGUUCUUGUUUAUUCGUUUCAUCGAAUAAUUUUAGGAGAUCAGAUACCGAAAUGUUUCAUGGAGAAACUUUAAUUUUUUGAUUCUAAUAUAUAAAUUUUCGAUCAUUUUUAUCUUGAUAUCACAUUGAUGUCUAUUUGGAUAAAGUCGAGUUUCUCUAAAAUACACCGAUAGGAGAGAGACAAAUAGAUUUGUGAAUUAUAAAUUUUGAAGUCAGUUUUAUAAAUACUCCAAAACGCGUUUUUUAUGAAUAUUUCAAUUUGACGCUAGUACUCUUCAGCAACCGACUUCCAAAUGACAAUAUACAUGUAUAAUUUUUACAUGUGUAGAAUUCCAUAAUGGGACCAAACUCUAUAUAACUGCGAUAAAUUAUGCCAAUUAAAAUUAGAAUUCUGACAGCUCAUUGAGCGAUAUAUGUACAGUGCUAAUUAGCAAUUAGAAAGAGCCAAGUAUAAAAGAUGUCUUUGCGAAUUAUUUUUUUACGAAGCGUUUUAUUUCUUUGUUAUUACACAGUUCACAGUUAUUAAAUUAACGUUAUUUCUUUGCUUCGAUAUUCCUUUUCUUGAAUAACUUGGCAAAUUUUAAUUUUAUGAUUAAAAUAUCAAAAAAAUAUUUAUUAAUUUGAUUCAAUGAAAAGACAUUUUAAGAGUUUUUCUGUUGAUCAUUUUAUUACUGACGAAAAGACUGUGUUACUUGCUAUAUUCGAUAUAAGCUGCAACUCUUAUAUCAAUUAAUCAAAUUUUUAUAUUUCUGAUCAUUUUGCAUUCAUAGCUAAUGCUUGAUAUUCUUAUAGAUAAAGGAUCAUUACUUAUCGUCUAUCCGAUUUCUAUUAUUUCUUUCGAAGAUAUUCAUAAAAUACUAUUUCAUUCGUUAUAAUACAUAAUUUUUUUUUUCUAAUAACAAAUAGAGUUCCAAAAUUUACACAUUUAUAUUUGUAAAAAACCUAUACAAUGUGCCUUAUACACAUAUAGACUGUUAAUUAGCAGUAUGGAUAUCUUUUAUAUAGCCGCAUGAAAGAGUACACUAUUAUUUGUAAUACGAAGAUUUUUACUACGCAACAAUUUGCCACACUAAUGUAGUCUGAUUAGUGUAUGUAAAAUAAUCAGGAUACAAAAAGUUCUAAAAGUUGACCAAAUUAAAAUAAUGGAGAACAUAAUAUUGUUGAUGCGAGAAAUGCUGACACUUGCCUUCCUUUCUAACUACGAAAAGCAUGAGAAUAAUCGUUAAAUAUCGUUAUUGAUUUCCAAUUAACGACAAUUAAUCAAUAUUUACCAUAUAGCUUUUAAGUUUUAUCUCAUACGGCCCACACUUGUACGCUUCGCAUUUCGAAAGUUGCAUUUACAUUUAUAAAUGUUGAUGUAAGUUAUUGUAUUAUUUGGCGACUCUGAGGUUACCGAAUAAUUCGAAAAUUUUUAAUUGAAAGUACACGAUCUGUAUUUAUAUCCAACAAUUUUUUUUUUAAAUUCAUAUUUCAAGAGCACAAUAUUAGCCGUAUUGACUAGCAUGACAUUUUUAGUUUAGCUGAUUGCCUUUGUAUUAAGGCGUAAAAAUCGCGGCUAAAUUGCGAUAAAACGUUGUGUUGCCAUCACAAGGUGUUUCUUAGUGCCUUAUCGGAUUUGUCAUUGUUUCUAAAUUAAUAUUAAACUGAUUCCUCAGAAAUGUAUUUACAUCGCAUUUACCUGAAUAGACGGAUUAUAUUGUGAAACGACAUCCGAUGGAAUUAUGCAGAUUAACGACACAUGUAAAGGAAUAAAAUAAUUUGUUGUUUGCACGCCACGCGUGAUGUCGUUCGACUUCGUUUAUAAGUAAAGAGAAUGAUAUUUUUGGAAAUAUGUUACUCAGCACUUUUGUAAUUAUUAGAUCGCUGAUAAGAGAAUUUCAAAUUUUAAUUGCAAGAUACAGAAAUAUAUAUUAGCGUUGUGUUUAGACAAAUAAUAUUAUAUUAUCGUAUCAAAUCAUAAAUAAUGAAUAUGUAUAUGUUAUAUAAAUCUAUGAUUUAUUAAUUGCAAA
Messenger RNA from Cataglyphis hispanica, 3688 nucleotides. Its product is annotated as LIM and SH3 domain protein Lasp. The coding region runs from base 568 to 1536 and encodes 322 amino acids. The transcript has 6 exons. Lineage: Eukaryota; Metazoa; Arthropoda; Insecta; Hymenoptera; Formicidae. The record is from RefSeq and is a predicted model, not a curated record. Gene Ontology annotation, molecular function: actin filament binding. Gene Ontology annotation, cellular component: focal adhesion.